AUGAAUGAAGAACACGACAAGACCAACUCCGAGUCAUCCUACCGUCCUUCCAGUCCAGAUUUAUCAGGCUUCACUUUUGCAAAUGCCCCACUGCCCAGGCUAGCCCGAAUUCCGAGCUACCACGCACCAGACCCCAAUUUCCCUUCACCUGCGGGUUAUUCAUACACUCCUAGAGGGAGCUACGACGCCUCGCCCUUUUUCUCCCCUUCAACAGCCACACCUGCUUCCAUCACCCCUUCGACGUCGUACUUUGGCUCACGUCCUCCCGCACAAAGCGCUCAGGCCAACUUUUCUUCUCAAACUUUUCGCACUCCGAGCUUGCCAGGCCAGACUCCGACUCAAUAUUGUCCACCGAGUCAAUUUCAACCUUCGGGUCAGCCAUAUAGUAGUUCGCCACCAUCCCACCACUCUCAAGCUGGGUUUGGGCCUCGUCUGAGCAUAAACCAGGGUCAGCAGCCACAGUCGUCCGUUCCCAUCUUUCCUUACGGAGACAUGCCUCCUCGAACGCGGCAACAAAAAGCCGCCGAGGCACUGGAACAAGACUACAGCCUAAAUGCAGCAACGAGAAACGUCGUCCAACCCAAGCUAGAACAAGUCCAACCUGUGCAGCCGCUCAUGCCCAUUGCCACGGCAGAUCCUUCCUUCGGGAUCGAUGUGAAGACCAAGUUUCCGGUAGCCCGCAUCAAGCGCAUCAUGCAAGCAGACGAAGAUGUAGGCAAAGUUGCCCAAGCAACGCCCACAGCAGUUUCCAAAGCGCUGGAGCUUUUUAUGAUUACCUUAGUCUCCAAGGGCGCGGCCGAAGCAAGAGCAAAUAAUUCGAAACGAGUCACAGCACAGCAUCUCAAGGCCGCACUGAUGAAAGACGGCCAGUUUGACUUUUUGAACGAUAUCUGUCAGGCCAUUCCCGACGAAGGCUCGAAGAAAGGCAGGGCCAAGUCGGAGGCCAAGAGUGAAGACAGCGAAGAAGAUAUCAAGCCCAAAGGCAAGGGGAAGGGGGGCAAGAAGAGGAAAGUGGAGACUGACGAUGAAAGUGACUGA
Molecule: messenger RNA, 1038 nt
Organism: Fonsecaea multimorphosa CBS 102226
Lineage: Eukaryota; Fungi; Ascomycota; Eurotiomycetes; Chaetothyriales; Herpotrichiellaceae
Exons: 2
Coding region: 1-1038 (345 amino acids)
Biological process (GO): positive regulation of transcription by RNA polymerase II; negative regulation of transcription by RNA polymerase II; transcription by RNA polymerase II
Cellular component (GO): negative cofactor 2 complex; nucleus
Molecular function (GO): protein heterodimerization activity; RNA polymerase II general transcription initiation factor activity; transcription coactivator activity
Source: RefSeq, a predicted model, not a curated record